Messenger RNA from Punica granatum (pomegranate), 1037 nucleotides. The record is from RefSeq and is a predicted model, not a curated record. Lineage: Eukaryota; Viridiplantae; Streptophyta; Magnoliopsida; Myrtales; Lythraceae.
UAAUAAUAAUAAUAAUCUGAUCACGAGCGAGGCAGGAGAACUGUCACGCAUACAUAUUUAUAUACAAAUAGAUCUUCCCUUCCCUGCGCUGCAAUCCCUCACUCCGUGCUCUCCGCUGUUAGGUCGUCCCAACCAAUGGCUCCAGCUACCACUCCGCGAUAUUACGAGUACUCAGAUGAAGAAGAAGACGACCAAGAAGGCGACAUGAUGAUGACCCCAGAACAAAGAGAGACGUACUGGAAGAUGGUUGAGGAAAGAAGCGGAUUCGAGGUCCCUGACUUUCCACCAGGGCUGGAUCUUGGUCAGAUAGUACCGAUUAAAAACAUGAGAGGCCUCAUGAAGGAUUUGAAGUUUUGCUGUCAGUUAGUGAUCGAGCAUUAUAUACGGGAGGAGGGUAAAACGAUCAAAUUUAUGAAAAUAUUGAAGGCAAACGGGCAGAUUUGUGCUCCAAUAAAUUACUACAUCACCUUCGAGGCGAAGGUUCUUAGUGGCAAAGUCGACGUGUAUCAAGCUCUGGUUCACCUCAAAUGCAAAAGAGAGAAAUCGAAAGUGGGCAUCAUGCGGCUCAGACCCCAAACGGGGAAUCCAACUGUCACGGGGUCAUCAUCUUGCAGCACCCCCUGUGCUGCUCCGGAAGAGAGACUGGAGGUGGAUCAUCAUGCGGCCCGAACCUGAUACGGGAAACACAAGGCUCAGGGAAGCAUCAUCUCUCAGCAGCCCAUCUCGUGUGCUGUUCUGGAAGAGAAACCGCAGGUGGAUCACCGUGCAUCUCGAACCCGAUAUGGGAAAAAAUUCAAGGGCCAGGGAUAGUGAAGCAUCACCUUGCAGCAGCAAGCUUUUUAAAUGAAAGCAAAACGGGCCCGAUCGUGUGCUUUGCAAUGUUUAUGACUCUCCUACAUUAACCUCAUAUCCUAGGAAUCGUUAAGAUGUAACAUUGACCCACUGAAUAUAUCAAUUCAGUGAGGUUAAAAUGAACAUAAUAUUUUGAACGAAAAUUAUGAUAAUGUAUUUUUUUGAGCAUCUACUUAUAAAAUAUA